AUGACCAGAGUGCGACUCAUUGUCUCAAACAGCACGUUCGGACCUAUUUGCGGCACUCAGAAAUGUAGCCAUAAUGUGCAGUCGAAGAGGUUGGGCUUUGUUACAUGCGUAAUCGACAUGACUUGUUCAGUGGCAACAAAGCAUAACGAUUGCCUCAGACAGCACAAUCAGAAAUUACAAGGCAGGCGUGGCGCACAUGUUGCAGCUGUUGAGUUUGAGGCGUUAUAUCGCAUUCAGUUGCUUGGAUUCAGUGUCGCAUCCAGCAAACCAGUAUUCACAAUACUUAUUGAAGCAGGUCCCAAGUGUUUUCGGUCGAGCGUCGGUUCAGAACCCAAAUGCGCAUCGAGGUCACGGGCCAUGGUUGCAUUGGAGUUGCGCUGGACCAAAGAUUGUCAUGUAUCAGCCAAAGCAUUGUUCCAUUUUCUAAGACUUAAAUUAUCUUGA
Molecule: messenger RNA, 444 nt
Organism: Pochonia chlamydosporia 170
Lineage: Eukaryota; Fungi; Ascomycota; Sordariomycetes; Hypocreales; Clavicipitaceae
Exons: 1
Coding region: 1-444 (147 amino acids)
Source: RefSeq, a predicted model, not a curated record